Messenger RNA from Periconia digitata, 1346 nucleotides. The record is from the annotation of a GenBank genome assembly. NCBI's taxonomy places the organism in Eukaryota, Fungi, Ascomycota, Dothideomycetes, Pleosporales, Periconiaceae.
UUCGCUUGCCGAUAUGCUUACCCCUCCCGAAUUCAUUCUUAUGCUGACCGGUUCCGGAGACGUAACAUACAAGUAGACCAAUAACACCACGGGAAUACUUUAUCAGCGUAAAGCAAAGCUGAAAAAGAGACUGUCCAUGAUAUGGGGCUGAGAGGGGAUGCUCGUAUUUCGAGGCAGGCGAUAUAAAGACAGCGUUAGAGCUAUCUCCGCAACAUAGAUGUUUGUUCAUUUUGUGACAACAGGCCAUGGCAGAGGCACUUGCUGUAGUUGGGGGGCUUGCCGCCCUUUUACAGAUCGCAGGGUCAUCGAGAAAACUCUCGCCAGCAGCUAUCGAAUUUCUCUGAAAGUCUGACUAUGUUUCAUCAUAACUCCAAUGAGUGGUUGGACAGCAUGCUGGAGUCCCCGCAGAAGAAUAGGCGGAAAAAACACCUUGCAGGCCUGAUCAAAGAGUGUAAAGCUGUCAAAGAUGGUGCAAAAGAACUGAGAGAACGACUUUUCCCCCCAAAACCAUCGAAAUCUCGGAACGAGCUUGGUAUACUGUACCGUAUCCGGUGGUACUUCCAGAAGGCUUCCGUUGCAGGCCUAAACCUGAUGCUCGAAAGCGCAAAAACUUCAAUCAUGCUGUUCAUAACCCUUCAAAUGUGUGAAGGGCUCCGAAAACGCAUUGAUGAGUUGGAACAGGAGUUGAAUAAACCACCUGGAGAGAUCAAAACGCUCAAACAUCAAUUGCGCCACACCAGACGACAACUAAGAGAUCAGAUUGAAUACGUACAGCGAAUCCAUGAACGACUUGAGCAGCAUACCAUGAAUUCAUUGGUGUCGGGUUCCGUGAUCGGUACAAGCGCGCAAACAGUUGUCUCCGAGAUGCACGCUAUGGAGCAGUACUUCGUAAAUACUCUCCAAGCAGAGACGAUGAACUCAGAACUCGAAGCUUUGCAAGAAGAGAUGGUAGAGCAAGAAGCCACGUAUUAUACCACAAGCACUGGUGGUUUUUAGCGUAUUACUACAGUAGUCAAGUGUAAUGAAUAUGGAUUGUAUGCCUCUGACUCAAUUAUAGCAAGCUCCGAUACCAUACUGUGGCUGGUACAUGGUUAAGUAAGAAAAUUUCUUCGCUGAAGAGUGGCUCAACGUGAUGAGAUCCAUCUCACGACUGUAGUGCAGCAACCCUGAUGCAGUGAGACUAGCAAGUCUAAUCGUUGAAGUCUCAUGUCCACCAAGAAUCGACUAUCUGCAUAUUUUCGUCCGUAGCCAACCUUCAGGGGUGUGGUACAGUUACUUCAAUUCAAGAUUGGAAACACGGAAUUCAUCUUGAAAAAUGUGCUUAUCACUUGGAACUGGUUCGCGCG